Molecule: messenger RNA, 820 nt
Organism: Paraglomus occultum
Lineage: Eukaryota; Fungi; Glomeromycota; Glomeromycetes; Paraglomerales; Paraglomeraceae
Source: the annotation of a GenBank genome assembly
AGAAACUAUCCACACUGCCAUAUCAGAAGCUCUUAUGGAACAUGGUAACAUUAUUGAGAUUGCUCCUGUCUUAAUCUCCAAUACUAAUCUUUUAACCCCAAAAUGGGAUGUUGUUAUUGAACCAAACCAUAAAAAACCCAUUCCUACUUCACUAACUAUCCUUGAAUCAACUGUUGUACUAACUUGGGUUAACUCCCCUAAAGUUUGUCUCCACUGUAAAAAAGAUGGUCAUCUACAUACUAAAUGUCCUGAAAAAAACUUCCCAAAACAUCCUGUAACUAACAUUGCAUCACUUCAACCUACUAACACUCUUUCAUCUCAUACAGAAAAUUCAAAUGCUCAUAUCAGUACACAUAAGCCUGCUAACUCUCAAUUUUCUUCCCCUAAAACCCCAAAUAGUAAUCUCUCUUUUGACAACAAUUCAAAUCAAUCAACAAAUCAACACUCUGUUACAGAAACCAACACUUCUAAUUCUUUACCAACAUCUUACAACACUGCAAUGAAUUCAUAUUCACCAGAUAAUCAUACAAUCAACAAUACAGAUGUCGUCAUGCAAAUUGACACAACAAUGUCAUCUCCAGUAUCUCAAUCUAAUGAUAUUCACUCAUCAAUCCAUGCUCCUUCAGCAAUGAACAAUGAAAAUAGUCAUAAGAAAAUGGAAUCUGAAUAUACAUCAACUAAUUUCUCAGAAAACAUGUCUAUAGAUCCAGUUGACCCCUCCACUCUCUCUGGACCAAACUACAACCCUUCUGAUCCCACCCCUUUCUUAAAUAUACCUUCAUCUAAGAAAUAUAACCUCCGUUCUACCACCACCAACUAA